GUGGAGAUCCGCCAGGACGGGGACCAGUUCUACAUCAAAACUUCCACCACUGUCCGCACCACUGAAAUCAACUUCAAAAUCGGGGAGAACUUUGAGGAGGAGACGGUCGAUGGACGAAAGUGCAGGAGUUUGGCCACUUGGGAGAAUGAAAACAAGAUCUAUUGCAAACAAACUCUUAUUGAGGGAGAUGGCCCCAAAACAUACUGGACUCGAGAAUUAGCUAAUGACGAGCUGAUUUUGACCUUUGGUGCUGAUGAUGUUGUGUGCACAAGAAUUUAUGUAAGAGAGUAAAUACAUCAAUUUACUUCUCAUCUGGGAUGAAGUGGAGAACUGUGAAAAUCCCCAACAUAAUGAGUAUCUGUGUGUGCUGUUACCAAUGCAGUGUUGUAUGUGACCAUGUGUGUUAUAUCCGAACCCAUAUCCUCCAUUAAGUGUAUUUUGCUUUCAUUUUUCAUCGCAGACACUAUUCCUUCCCACUUUUACACCAUCAUUUUUCGUGUCUGCUUUGUAUUUUGUAGUUGUCACUUGCUAUGGUUUCAUCAAUUAUUAAACUUAUUGGGCAUAACUCA
Messenger RNA from Apaloderma vittatum (bar-tailed trogon), 569 nucleotides. It is a transcript of the gene CRABP1, whose product is annotated as cellular retinoic acid binding protein 1. Gene Ontology annotation, biological process: fatty acid transport. The annotation marks the transcript as partial. The record is from RefSeq and is a predicted model, not a curated record. Gene Ontology annotation, molecular function: fatty acid binding. Gene Ontology annotation, cellular component: cytosol; nucleus. The transcript has 3 exons. Lineage: Eukaryota; Metazoa; Chordata; Aves; Trogoniformes; Trogonidae.